Trichobilharzia regenti is the source of this 2961-nucleotide messenger RNA. The record is from the annotation of a GenBank genome assembly. Lineage: Eukaryota; Metazoa; Platyhelminthes; Trematoda; Strigeidida; Schistosomatidae.
AUGUUUCGAGUUAUAGUAGUAUUCUAUUUUCUUGUGCAGUCUUCUGAUGAACAUAUCACUACUUGGAAAGCUCAUGCACAAAGCAAUACACUGGUUGCUUUUGGUUUGCCUAUCAAUGAUCAGAGUUUCUCAAAAUAUGCAAUAGAGGCAAACAUAAGUGUCGCCAUUGUUCUCUUACCAAUUACUGGCGAUAUCGAAGCAGAUUUCAGUGCUGCCUGUUCUAUACUUAAUAAAACAACUAGACCGAUUGGGUUGGUCGAUGCUAGUUGGCCAUAUGCUGCACAAAACGAUGAUAUGUUUACAUUCUCCACUAGUUUCAAAGAUGAAAAUGCUGAAAAUGAGGAAUACGAACAGGAAAUGAGGAAUACUCUACAAAACGGUUUGGAGCAAACAGCAGAAUCAGAGGCUAGUGAACGGUUAAGAUGCUAUAGACGUCAGUUGUUGAUGAGUUUAAGCUCAAGAUUACAACUACCUCUAGUGACAAUCACAGACCUUGAGGAAUGUCCAGGAUCUAUGAUCGAUUCAGCUAUAAGAUGGUUUUCAUUUUCAAAAACUAAGCACCGUACAGGGAACUCCCAUCAUCGGAUCUCGAAUCCGUAUUCCCCUGCUUUAGUUCAUUCAAUUGGACCCAGUCAAUUUCUUGUAGCAGAACUCCUUAAAAAUCUCAUUGUAGUGAAUGAGGACGCUUGGAAGGGGUUUGCAAUCGUAUAUGAACACAGUAGUGAUUUUCUCAAAUAUCGUGAAUGUUUAGAAAGUGUACAGACCACAGUCCUUAUUCGUCGAUGGAGAGAAAAUUCGUUUUACAAAGCCCAUAUUAUUAGAGAAAUCAAACAUUUGGAAGCAUUCUUCUUGGAUUUGUCCGCAAAAAGUAUUGAACAGUUUUUCCAAAUGAUGGGUGAUCAAGAAGCCAAUUCCAACUAUGCACAUUAUUUCAUAUUUAAUGAUGGUUCUCUUGAAAGUUUGAUGAAUUCACUUCGACGCGUAAAAGGUAAUAUUGGCUUGGUUCGUUUUAAAAUACCUGGAAUAUCUAAUGAAAUGGAAACAGAAUCGCUUCAUACACAAAUGACAAGAAGUGUUGUGGAACAUUUCUCUGCAGCAAUAAAUUUAGCCGGUAAAAAAUUAGAAGUUCCAGAACACGUUGGUUGUACGCCAGUACGAUCCAGUUUGUUAAAAACACCCAAAGGUUUACUAGUUAGCCAUAAAAACGGACCUCAUAUUAUGUAUAAAAGUGGACAAUUAUUACACACACACAUAAGUCAAGUGCUUAACUCUCGAAUUGGCUAUACAGAUUCAACCAAAAUCAAUUCGAUACUAGAUUAUAACCUUGAAGUGAUAAGCUUAAAAAACGGAAGGUCACAACAAUUAUUAAACUGGUCAUUAAAAAGGGGAUUUGUGUCUAAACAGACAGCUGAAACCGCAUUCUCACAAGGUGGAACAAAGUAUAUGAACAAGACAUUUAUUGUUACAACUAUCGAGGAUCCUCCAUUUGUAAUAUUUGAACCAUAUCGUCAAGGUGUACACUUAGAAGGUAACGAUCAAUGGACUGGAUUUGCAAUGGAAUUGUUGCAACACUUAAGUAAAAUGAACCACUUCGAUUAUAUUAUCAAGCCUGUUAGCGAUAAAAAGUUCGGAACAUUUGAUGAGAGUAAAGGAAAGUGGGAUGGACUUAUCGGAGAUCUUGUUUAUAAAAAAGCUGAUCUCGCAGUAGCAUCUUUUACUAUCACCUAUGAUAGGGAACGUGUAAUUGACUUCACUACACCAUUUAUGAGUCUUUCUCUCAGUGUCAUUAUACAAAAAAGUAACUCUGAUCCUGGAUUGCAGUUUACAGCGCCACUAUCAAACGAGGUUUGGUUAUCUGUUGGCAUCGCCUACUUUGUAGUUAGCCUAACAUUAUUCCUAAUUGGACGUGUUUCACCAAAUGAAUGGUAUGCUCGGCAUCCAUGCUAUCCGACUAUACAAAAUCAGUUUACAUUGAGAAACAGUUUUUGGUUCACUGCUGGAUCGCUCAUGCAACAAAGUAGUGAUAUAAUACCUCGAGCUACGUCAACUCGAAUUAUUGGAGGAAUUUGGUGGUUCUUUAUUUUAAUAAUGACCUCAUCAUAUACAGCCAAUUUGGCCGCUUUUUUGACAAUUGAUAGGAUGCAAGCAGAUAUUGAAAGUGUUGAAGAUCUAGCACGUCAGACAAAAAUCAAAUACGGAACAAUACAUGGUGGUUCAACAUAUUCAUUUUUCAAGCAUUCAGAUAUUCCUACCUAUCAAAGAAUGUGGAAUUUUAUGAACCAGAACAAAUCUUUAUUUGUUAACAAAACAGAAGAGGGUAUUGCGCGUGUUCUUGAAGGUGGUUAUGCUUUGAUACUAGAGUCUACACUUAAUGAGUAUUAUGCCCAGCGUAACUGCAAGCUAACACCAUUGGGUGGUUUGUUGGAUCCAAGGGGAUAUGGAAUCGGAUUACCUAUAGGAAAUAAUGGACUACGAGACUUACUGUCUGAAAGUAUUUUAAAGUUACAAAAAGACCAGACAUUAGAAAAAAUGCGACAGUACUGGCUACAACGUUACAAUGCUUCAGUACCGUGCUAUUUACAAAGUUCGCAUACAAAUUUACCAUCGAGAAGUAAAUUAACACUGACGAAAAUGUCUAGUGCUUUCAUUGGUUUAGGAGUCGGUUUGUUAUUCGGUAUACUUGUAUGGAUAACAGAAAUAGUUGUGUGGGUAUUAAAAUUUCGUACAAAUGCGAAAAAACAUCCCAUUAAAGAAAUAGGUGAACACUUCCACAAGACACUAUGUCAUCAUCAGCAGGUAAUGCAGGAGAUAUCCCGUCGUAAUUCAGUGGAUGAAUCACUUCUAGCACAAUACAGAGAAGUUAAUAAAAUUAAUCAUUCAACUGCUGUAUUGAUUAACAAUUCAAACAAUAAUCAAUUUAAUAAUACUUCAACAACAUUUCAUAAAGUAACAGCGUUGUAA